Messenger RNA from Malaya genurostris, 2442 nucleotides. Its product is annotated as ESF1 homolog. The transcript is spliced from 2 exons. The coding region runs from base 140 to 2395 and encodes 751 amino acids. Lineage: Eukaryota; Metazoa; Arthropoda; Insecta; Diptera; Culicidae. The record is from RefSeq and is a predicted model, not a curated record. Gene Ontology annotation, cellular component: nucleus. Gene Ontology annotation, biological process: rRNA processing. Gene Ontology annotation, molecular function: RNA binding.
UUCAGAUGUGAAAUGCAUGCUGGUUUGUUUUGGUUGUGCAUUACAAUCCGUGAACAUUGAUUCGUUGAAGGAAAAAAAUCUAACUGGUGAAACGAACUGGACCGAUUGUUGAUAUUUUCGUUUAUUAUUAUUCACUAUUAUGGCGAAAACUAAAAAACAGAAACCACUAUCCACUGCUCCUGAUAGUGGCAAGUCGAUCAGCUCAAAGGGCAACCGACAGCACCAUUCGCAGAUCUGGAGCGACGAACGGUUUGUUCAUCUGGUGAAUGAUCCUCGUUUCAAAGGAAUCCCUCGUACGGAGAAGAAGGUCAAAAUCGACAAGCGUUUCCAGUCCAUGUUCGACGAUGAACGGUUUAACGUGAAGCAUACGGUGGACAAAUACGGCCGAAAAGUGAAACAGAGCUCAAGUGAUGAACUUCGGAAAUACUACGAGCUGGAAACUUCGGAUGGAGAGAUUAACGAUGAUGAUAAACAGGGAUCUGGAAAAGAUAAGGAUAACUCAGAUUCGAAGGAAGAUACCGGUGAGUCGGAUGAUGGGCAAAGUGGCACCGAUUCCGAGGCCCCUGAGUUGGACGACGAGGAAAAGGCGUUGGGCAUGUCCGAUAAGAUAAAAUCCCGACUGGAAGAUUUGGAAAUCGAUUACGCAAGGGGAGAGGGGGCUAUUGCUUCGGAUAGUAGUUCUUCCGACGAUGAUUCUGAGGAUGACGAACUUGCGGAUGAUGAGGUUUUUAUUGACCAUGUUUGGGGUGAGUUGGAUGCCGAUGCUGAAAGGACGGAUGAAUCCACGAGAAGAUUGGCGCUUUGUAAUGUUGAUUGGGAUAGAAUUCGGGCCGUGGACAUCAUGGUUAUGUUGAAUUCGUUCCUCCCACGUGGUUCCAUAAUUUUGAAAGUUACUAUAUAUCCAUCGGAGUUCGGUAAAGAACGAAUGAAGGAAGAAGAAGAACGGGGUCCACAGGAGCUAACUGGUGGUAGAAAUGCCGAUUCUGAUGAAUCUGAAGCUAGUGAAGACGAAGAUGAAACCAAGCAAAGACAAAUCGAACUGCUCCGAGAGUAUCAACUGAACCGACUCAAAUACUAUUACGCCGUUGUUGAGUGUGACAGUGUUGAAACGGCAGAUAAACUGUACAAAGAGUGCGAUGGGGUUGAGUACGAGAGUACGGCCAACAAAAUUGAUCUUCGUUUUAUCCCAGAUGAAAUGGAAUUUGAAGAUGAACCAAAAGAAAGCUGCAGUGAAUUACCGGAGAUUGGUAAAUACGAACCAAGGAUUUUCACAACGACUGCACUCAAUCAGGCAAAGGUUGAAUUGACCUGGGACGAGAAUGAUGUUGAGCGUAAAGAGUUUAACGAGAAAAUUCGAGCUGGCAAAAUUAAUGAGGUAUCGAAUUUGGAUUUGCAGAAGUAUGUCGCCUGCAGUAGCAGUGAGGACGACGAUGAAGCCGAAAAUCAGUCCGAGAAUGAUCAAGUAGAAGAGGAAAUGGUGAAUGGAAAGUUGAAAAAAUCUAAAAAACAAGAUAUGAUUUCCAGAUAUAAAGCUCUACUGGGUGACCUUCAGGAACAGGAAGAAAUCGCCAAAAAUGAAAAAGUUGAAAUGGAAUUCACUUGGAAAGUGGACGAUGAUGGUAAUGACAAAAAUGAUUCCGAGAAUGAGUCUGACUCGAAAGCAGUAAAGCAGAAUUCGGAUGGUGUAAAUCCGUUCGAGAAAUUGUUAGAAAAAGCAAAAGAAAAAAAGAAACGCAGGAAGGAGUUAAAAAAGAAGAAAAAACGAGGCGAACUGAACAGUGACGGCGAAGUGAAAGAAGAAAGUUCCGAUGAAGAUCUACCGUACGGCGUAGAUCUUAACGAUCCGUUUUUUGCAACUGCAUUCGACGAGAAGGAGUUCGAUUUGAAAAAGUCCAACAAAAAGGAUAAAAAAAGAAACGUUCUCGAGCAGGAUGUUGAAAACGAAGCAGAAAUAGCCCGCAAGCGAGCUGAACUCGAGCUGAUUAUAGACGAAACGGAAGAUGAUAAAAGUCAUUUCAAUUUGAAAAGUAUUCAGGAGCAGCAAAUAGACCUAAAGUCUGUUUCGAAGUCGAAACGCAAACGCAUUCUCAAAAAAUCAAAGAAACAGAUUGAACAACGUCAACGGAGCUCGACCGUAGAUGAUUUCGCGUUGAAUCUGGAUGACGAUCGUUUCAAAGCGGUAUAUGAAAAAGCAGAGUACAAUAUCGAUCCUACGAACCCUUUGUACAAGAAAACAAAUGCGAUGGAAAUGCUAAUACAAGAAAAACUAAAAAAGAGGCCUUUGAAGGACAAUGACGUUCCGACUGCGGAUGAUGUGAAAGAAAUAAAGAAAGUAAAAAAAGAUAUCAGUACCAGUUUACUUGUAAAGAGUAUCAAACGAAAAAUUGGUAAAUGAUAAGGAUAUGUUACGUGAAAGAAUUGUAAUAAAGUUCUGACUGUGAA